AUGAGUAGCAGCAGUGACAGUGAAAUUAGUAGAAGGGCCGGCACUGAUGAUGAUUUCGAUGAGACUGAUAUUGAUAGUGAUGAUAGCGUAUCGAACAUCGAUAUGAACUUCAAUCCAUACGAGUACAAUGGCGGCACAGUAACGGGAAUUGCUGGCGAGGACUUUGUGGUCAUUGCCUGCGAUACGCGCUUCAGCAACGAGGAGACUGUGCUGCUGACCGAACACAGCAAAUUGUUCCAGCUGCUGCCCAUGGCUGUGUUGGGCUCCACGGGCUGCUGGGCCGAUGUGUUGGGCUUCAUGGGGUUGGUCAAGGAGCGCAUCCAGCUGUAUGAGCAAAAGCAUAAUAAGCCAAUGACGACGGAAGCGCUGGCGAACAUGAUGAUGAUUGCCAUGUACGCCAAGCGUUUCUAUCCCUACUUGGUGCUGAACAUCCUGGCCGGCUUGGAUGCGAAUGGCAAGGGCAUGCUCUAUACCUACGAUCCGGUGGGUUUUUUCGAGACGGUGCCGUACACUGCCGCCGGCGUGGCCGGCCAGAUGCUUAUGCCCAUACUGGACAAUCAGGUGGCAUUCGAGAAUACCAACAUACCGCCGGAGCAGCAGCCGGAGCUGACCAUUAAGCGAGCCGUAAGCAUAACCAAAGAUGCGUUCCGCACAGCCAGCGAGCGUGACAUUUUCACCGGCGACUGGGUGCAGAUUUUGAUUAUAACCAAGCAAGGAAUUGAAGAAGAUUCCAUGGAGUUGCGUCACGAUUAA
Molecule: messenger RNA, 753 nt
Organism: Drosophila busckii
Lineage: Eukaryota; Metazoa; Arthropoda; Insecta; Diptera; Drosophilidae
Product: proteasome subunit beta type-1-like
Exons: 1
Coding region: 1-753 (250 amino acids)
Cellular component (GO): proteasome core complex
Source: RefSeq, a predicted model, not a curated record